Molecule: messenger RNA, 324 nt
Organism: Vicia faba (fava bean)
Lineage: Eukaryota; Viridiplantae; Streptophyta; Magnoliopsida; Fabales; Fabaceae
Source: the annotation of a GenBank genome assembly
AUGGAUUUGAUUUCCUGUAAGUUUAAUGAUUCCAAACUUGAGAUUCUAUUUGUCAACAUGGACAGAGAUGAAGACCGCAAAUGGUGGGCUGUAUGGAAUAAUCGGCUACCAAGAUGUGUGGUUUCAACGUCUUCCAUUCCAUUGGUUGAUGCUCAUCAGCCGCAUGACUACUCAGUGGUCCUGGCAUCAGAAAUCCUCUCACCAUUUUCAAUUAUGGAAUCAAAUUCAUAUCGCCUUCAUAUAUGGGAGCGUACUCAAUGUCUUCAAAUACAAUCAAUGAUCCUUUACAAUUAUUACAUGAUGCAAAUAAUUCAGUUUAGUUAA